Messenger RNA from Onychomys torridus (southern grasshopper mouse), 2265 nucleotides. It is a transcript of the gene Mapkapk5, whose product is annotated as MAPK activated protein kinase 5. Gene Ontology annotation, cellular component: nucleus; cytoplasm. Bases 751 to 2172 code for a protein of 473 amino acids. NCBI's taxonomy places the organism in Eukaryota, Metazoa, Chordata, Mammalia, Rodentia, Cricetidae. The record is from RefSeq and is a predicted model, not a curated record. Gene Ontology annotation, molecular function: ATP binding; mitogen-activated protein kinase binding; calcium-dependent protein serine/threonine kinase activity. Gene Ontology annotation, biological process: negative regulation of TOR signaling; protein autophosphorylation; peptidyl-serine phosphorylation. The transcript is spliced from 14 exons.
GGGGCCCUGAGCUGCGUGCGGCGCGCCCCGGGGAGGACCCGGCGGGCGCCUGCACAUCAGCCGCGCGGCCCCGGAGUGCCUCGGAAAGCCCGGCCGACGCCGGCAAGGCGCGCGUGGGGCUGUGGGGUCUCGGAGCUGGGCGGCAGCAUGGGUGGCGUGGGACGGCAGAGGACCCGGCGCGGGCGGGCGGCCGGCACGGCUGCCCGGCGCGGGCGUCCCGGCGAUGUGUGGCGCUGAAGCGGCAGUGGGAGCGGCGGCGGCGGCGGCGGCGGCGGCGGCGGCGGCGGGCUUAGCUUCGGCUUCGGCUUCGCGGCGGUGCGGGCGGCGGCGGCGGCGGCGGCGGCGGCGCAGGCCCCUCCUCAGGACCUGGCGAGCCCGGGCCUAAGCGGCGGCCCCACAAACCCCCCGCACGGCGCUCCAGGCCGGGCCCCUCCCCGUCUCGCCCUGCCCCGGGAGCCUGCCUCCCCGGCCGGGGAUGAGGCCGGGAAGCGGCUGCGCGGGGCCCAGCACAAAGGCUUGUCCCCAGGGGCCGCCGCCGCCGCCGCCGCCCCCGCCCCCACCAGCCUAGAGCCGCCUGUGGAAGCCGAGCCGGCACCCGGGCCCUCAUCCCCUCCGGUCCCCAGUGGCGGGCACUGCCCGUCUCCCCGAGGCCCGGGGACCCGAGCUCCGAGCCCUUUGCUUCCUCGGCUGCCAGGGGACCGGACAGCCGCGCAGCCUCCGCCGCUCCGGGCUGUGGGAGCCCUGCGGAGCAUGUCGGAGGAUAGCGACAUGGAGAAAGCCAUCAAGGAAACCUCCAUUUUAGAAGAAUAUAGUAUCAACUGGACUCAGAAGCUGGGAGCGGGAAUUAGCGGUCCAGUCAGAGUCUGUGUGAAGAAAUCUACUCAAGAACGGUUUGCACUGAAAAUCCUUCUCGAUCGUCCAAAAGCUAGAAAUGAGGUGCGUCUGCACAUGAUGUGUGCCACACACCCCAAUAUAGUUCAGAUUAUUGAAGUGUUUGCUAACAGUGUACAGUUUCCUCACGAGUCCAGUCCCAGGGCUCGACUAUUAAUUGUAAUGGAGAUGAUGGAAGGGGGCGAGCUAUUUCACAGGAUCAGCCAGCACCGGCACUUUACAGAGAAGCAAGCCAGCCAAGUAACAAAGCAGAUAGCCCUGGCUCUACAGCACUGUCACUUGCUAAACAUUGCGCACAGAGAUCUCAAGCCUGAAAAUCUGCUUUUCAAGGAUAACUCUUUGGACGCCCCUGUGAAAUUAUGUGACUUUGGGUUUGCUAAAGUUGACCAAGGUGAUUUGAUGACACCCCAGUUUACCCCUUAUUAUGUAGCACCUCAGGUACUGGAAGCACAGAGAAGGCACCAGAAGGAGAAGUCUGGCAUCAUACCUACCUCGCCAACGCCCUACACUUACAACAAGAGCUGUGACUUGUGGUCCCUAGGGGUGAUCAUCUAUGUGAUGCUGUGUGGAUAUCCUCCCUUUUACUCCAAACACCACAGUCGGACCAUCCCAAAGGAUAUGCGGAGAAAGAUCAUGACAGGAAGUUUCGAGUUUCCAGAAGAAGAAUGGAGCCAGAUAUCAGAGAUGGCCAAAGAUGUUGUGAGGAAGCUCCUAAAGGUCAAACCAGAGGAAAGACUCACCAUUGAGGGAGUGCUGGACCAUCCCUGGCUCAACUCGACGGAGGCUCUGGAUAAUGUGCUGCCCUCUGCUCAGCUGAUGAUGGAUAAGGCAGUGGUUGCAGGGAUCCAGCAGGCUCAUGCUGAGCAGCUGGCCAACAUGAGGAUCCAGGACCUCAAGGUUAGCCUCAAACCCCUACACUCCGUGAACAACCCCAUCCUGAGAAAGAGGAAGUUACUAGGCACCAAGCCAAAGGAUGGUAUUUAUAUACACGACCAUGAGAAUGGAGCUGAGGAUUCAAAUGUUGCCUUGGAAAAGCUUCGAGAUGUCAUUGCCCAGUGUAUCCUCCCCCAGGCUGGUAAAGGAGAGAAUGAAGACGAGAGACUGAAUGAAGUAAUGCAGGAGGCUUGGGAGUACAACCGGGAGAGCAAGCUCCUGAGGGACGCCCUGCAGAGCUUCAGCUGGAACGGUCGUGGAUUCACAGAUAAAGUGGACCGACUGAAGCUGGCGGAGGUCGUGAAGCAAGUCAUCGAAGGACAGACGGGUCCCCAUGAGCCCCAGUAGUAAAAGCUUCAAACUGUUUUUAACAACCAGAAACAUGAUUCCUUAAUGUAAAAAGUAAUUUUUAUGUAAAUUAAUAAAUCAUAAUUUCAUUUC